UCACAGAAACUAUCACUACGACUCCUACAGUAAAAGCUGCUGCAUUACCCAUGAUGCAUUGCGCAGAAGAAAAGGCGGAAAUAAACCAUGGCUGCAGCUCCACUAAGCUAAAGGAAGCUCAAAGGGGAGUUUUUGCACCUGGGCAGCUCUUCGAAAAGGAAGAAAGACUCAAUCUAGGAAAGAAGAAGUGAAAUUAUUUAAAAUAACGAAUAACACAGAAGGUCACGCGGUUUAUUUUUGGCGUGAUGUCACCAAAAACAGGAAACGAUCAGCCUUUUAGAUCCUGAGCUCACAUUGCAGUGGCACUUGUGUGUUUUUCACAUUAACAGCUGCUACUAACUUUUAUUUGCUUGAAACCCAUUUACUCAGGUGGUUCCAGCAAUGAAGGCGACCAUACCCUUUUACACGGCCUAUCUGCUGUGUUUGGUGCUCAGCGUGGUGUGUGUGGUGUUGGUCGUCCACUGGAAUUUUGCCUACCGCGAGGGCUUCUCCUGGGAUGGGCAAAUCAAACAAUUUAACUGGCAUCCAGUGCUCAUGGUGAUCGGCCUGGUGGUGCUGUAUGGAAACGCUGCUGUGGUGUAUCGGGUCCCACUGACCUGGACUCAGGACAAGCUGCCAUGGAAGAUUCUUCAUGCGUGCCUCCUCCUGCUCGCGCUAAUCUUCACCAUCGUGGGCUUGUGCGCCGUGUUUGGCUACCACAACACCAAUAAAACGCCAAACUUAUACUCGCUGCACAGCUGGGUGGGAAUUCUCACAAGCGCUUUGUUUGCUGCUCAGUGGGUUGCUGGAUUCGGAGCUUUCCUCCUCCCGUGUUCCCCCCUGCCUCUGCGAGCAUUUAUCAAACCCACUCACGUGUGGAUGGGAGCCAUUAUCCUUGUCCUCAGCGUCGUGUCCUGCAUCUCAGGCAUCAAUGAGAAGCUGUUUUUUGCACUAAAAAAGGAAACCAAUAAGACGCUGCCAUACAAACAGCUGCCACCGGAGGCGGUACUCGGUAAUUCACUUGGCGUCGUCAUUGUGGCUUUGGCACUGGUCGUCCUGAAAAUCCUGUCCAAUCAGACUUGGCAACGUCCUGAGCCAAGGAACGAGGAGGCGGGCUACAGGCAACUGCCAGGUGAUGACAGCUGAAGUCUCAAAGCCUUUCAGUUAGCUUUGUCUGCUUUGGAUCAGUUUAAUGCAAAGAAACAGAGGUUUAUCUGCUCAGAGCAUCCUUUCUUUUCAGAUUGCAGAUCGUUUUUUUGUGUUUGGACAUUUCUAUUUCUUUUUUUAUAAAGAUGCAGUGCAUCAAAAAGCAUGUUUGUAUGAUAAAUAAACAAACAUUUAAAUAUUCAGAAAUCUGUGUUGAAUA
Molecule: messenger RNA, 1345 nt
Organism: Hemibagrus wyckioides
Lineage: Eukaryota; Metazoa; Chordata; Actinopteri; Siluriformes; Bagridae
Product: lysosomal membrane ascorbate-dependent ferrireductase CYB561A3
Exons: 7
Coding region: 382-1125 (247 amino acids)
Cellular component (GO): lysosomal membrane
Molecular function (GO): oxidoreductase activity
Source: RefSeq, a predicted model, not a curated record